Molecule: messenger RNA, 3808 nt
Organism: Pocillopora verrucosa
Lineage: Eukaryota; Metazoa; Cnidaria; Anthozoa; Scleractinia; Pocilloporidae
Source: RefSeq, a predicted model, not a curated record
AUUGCCUUUAAAAACAACAUUGUCAUCUUUCUGGGCAUAAUUCGAAACGGCCAUGGAAGGAAAACUUGACCUUAAACUAAAUGUUGUUGAUGAAAAUGGAUGUGAAUUAACCGAUAAAAAGCCAUAUCUCUAUCAGACAACAGACACAGUCAGAUGGAAAGAAGUUGCACAAUGGGUGAAGGACAAGCUGUCAAUCACUUACUCACUUGCAUUUAGUUAUUUUGACGAUGAGGGUGAUCUCAUAUUUGGAAACACAGAACAAGAAUGGAAGGAAGUGUUGGAAAACAAACAUGAAAAUAAAGAUGGACAUGGAUCUACAAUCUCUGUCAAUAUCCUUCUUUUGGGAAAAGCUGAAACUUCAAGCUGUUGUAAAGAAGUGAAGGCACAAAAGCCGACAAGUUGUUGUACUGGAGUGCAAUCUACACUGUCCUGCUGUGAAUUUUUGAGGCCACUCCCUCCUGACCCAGAUGUAAGCAGUGGUCCACUAGAGAAAAAAGUGGAGCAAGGAAGCACCAGUAAUGCUGUUAUUCUUCAGUCAAGUACUUGGUACGAUGAGGAAGGAUUCACUCCUGCAGCAUAUGUCACAGACCAUGUUGUACCAGAUGGAUCUAAAGAGCUUCUCAGUGAACUACCUGGAGUUAAAACUUUGGAAGUAACAGCAAAAUACCCCAUUGCAGAAGUUGAUGUUUUGAGUGAUGAGGUGCCUGUCCAAGUGCACUUAGAGGCAUUCAACCCCUGUGUCCCUCUGGACUCCAAGAACAGUGGAAUACCAGUGGUUGUCUUGAACUACACUGUGACAAAUUCAUCAAAAGAUGCUGCAAAGGUUUCAUUACUGGGAUCACUCCAAAACAUUGCUGGCUGGAAUGGACAGACUCCAAUUACUUCAGAAGUUGCCUGUGAUGGAUAUGGUGGAAAUAUUAACAGUCUUUUGCAGACCAGCUGUCUGUUUGGUAUUGACAUGAGUAACCCAUCCUUGGAAGAGAGGAGUGCACCAAAUGGACAUGUGUCCAUCUCAGUGGUGAAAAAGCCAGGUGAUAAUUUGUCUACAAUGCUCCAAUAUGAUGAUGUGAAAGAGAUGUGGCAAUAUUUUACAUUAUCAGGACUACCUGGGCAAGGAAAGUGUGGUCCCUCUCCAGUGGGUAAAACUUGGAAUGGAGCUGUUUGUUGUGAGAGAGAAGUCCCACCUAACAGUUCAGAGACCUUCACAUUUCUCUUGGCUUGGCAUUUUCCACACAAAUAUGUAAACUGGAGCCAGGGGUAUUUUGGUAUCAACGAUCCCAAUACACAGUUUUACAUUGGCAAUCAGUACAGCAAGUUCUGGAAGAACAUUAACGAGGUUUUGUACUACACAACUGCUAACUUGGAGUCCUUAACAUUGUCGACCAGGGUCUUUAGAAAUGCAAUGUUUGAUUCCACAUUGCCGUGGCAAAUGAUUGACAGUGCAGCUGGAAGGCUGUCUGUUGUAAGAUCCCCCACGUGUAUGUGGUUGGCUGAUGGCAAUCUUUAUGGAUUUGAAGGAUGUAGUAAGGUUGGAGGUUGUUGCCCGCUCAAUUGCACACACGUGUUCAACUACGAAAUGGCCAUUGCAAAGUGUUUCCCUGAUUUGGAGAGAACCAUGAGAGUCGUUGAUCUGAAAGAGCAGAUAGCUCCCAAUGCCAUCAUACCAAGCCGCACUACUGUGCCUCUUGAGCUUCGACGCUGGUGGAGCUUUUGGCCAAACUACACUGACGUUGACCCCGCCUCUACUACGAUAUGCGUUGAUGGCGAAAUUGGAACCGUGUUGAAAACCUACAGGGAGGUUCUUCAGGGGGCUCCUCAAAAGUGGUUCGAUGGUUUAUGGCCAGCGGUUAAGAAAAUCAUGGCACGAUGGAUGGGGGAACUAGAUUCGGGAGAUGGUUUGAUUCGUGCCCCCCAGCCCAAUACUUAUGACACCUGUUUCUAUGGUGUGAAUACUUUCACGUGCUGUCUUUAUCAUUGUGCAUUACGAGCUGCGGAGGAGAUGGCUAAACUUCAAAAAGAAUCGGACCUUGCUGAUGAGUACUCCGCCAGGUUCAAACUGGGAAGUGCCAACCUCGAUAAGGCCUGUUACACAAACGGAAAAUGGUACACACAGGUGCUGGAUCCAAAGAAUCCGAAAGCGGAAAUUGCUGACGGAACGUUCAUUGAUUGUUUGCUUGGCCAGUGGUGGGCAAAUGUUUUGCAGCUCGGUGAUAUUUUACCAAAGGAGCAUGUCAUGUCUACUUUGGAGUACAUUUACUCUAGCAAUCACGUGGAUUCGUUUAAUCCAGCGGACCAGAAUCCCCGGAAGUUCUUCGAUCAGCGAGACGCCGGACUCUACAUUUGUCGAUGGCCUGGAUCGCCUCCAGAAAAUCCCUUCCGGUACAGUAGUGAGGGAGCCUGGACUAGUUUGGAGUACGAAUUUGCCCAGUUAUGUUUGAAUCAGUUAAUGGUCAGCACAGCACUCGAUGUUUUGACCGACACCCGUGAAAAGUAUGACGGCACUCGGCGCAGUCCUUGGAACGAGAUUGAGUGUGGCGACCAUUAUAUUCGCCCGAUGGCAGCUUUUACCUUUUUUGAGUUCGCCUCAGGUCAGACUUGGAAGUUGUCCGAGGUUGGGAAUCCUUUGAUCAGCCUUGGGUUUGCACCGCGAAUCAAUCCGUCAGACUUCUGUGGCUUUUUUAUCACUGCCACUGCUUGGGGUCAGUUUAAACAGAAGGGAGAUGAAGAAAUGAGAGAUGGAACUGCUGAGCUUUGUGUUCAUCAUGGAGAACUAAGCCUAUCACAGUUCACUCUCAAGUCACGUGCCUCCUCUGCCUUAGCGCGCAUGGCAGGAGGAAGUGACGAGUUGCUGGUCACAACAGUGGCUCAGGACGCUGAACAGCUUUCAAUUACCUUCGAUUCUUGUGGAAUUUUGCUCAAAGCUGGCGAGAGCCUGCAUGUAACACUUUCAGGUUAAGCAUGUUGCAUUUUAUGGCUGUCCUUGAGACAGGUCAAGGAUGGCUUUGCAUCGUUACCAACGAAUGAUCCGUAGACACACCCCAAGAUGGCGUCUAAUAAAAUUGUAAAUGUACGUUAAAGUAUUAUGAUGUCAGUGUCGGUUGGCAGAUAUACAUUUCAAGUCAAAAACUUUUAGUGAUAAAUAACUUUUAACGUCUCCUCACAACUUCAAUUCAUCACUUUUUAAACAGGUGACUUCUCAGCAUCUUGAGAGUAACUGCCGACUUUUUACAGAGGGUGACAAAUGGUGGUCCCCUAUCCUAAAAAAUAUCUAGUACUUAAAAUGCUUGUGAUAUGUUCACAGUAGGUUACGAAACUGAAUAUUUAACCGCUAAAAUAUGAAGAAGAAACAAGGUUAAUAUAUUUCUACAUCUUGUUUCAGGUAUUGUAGAGUUAAAAAUAGAUAUGAAGAUAGGGUUUAGGAAAAAAUUCAGUUCCGCAGACGGAGAAUGAUUUGUAUCAACAUGUAUAACUAAACAACAUUAAAAUAAGUGCAAACUCUAUGUAAAAUUAUUUCUUUUAGUUUAUUGGUUCUUAGAGAGUUGCAUCAAAUGUUUACUCUUUAUUCCGUCGUAUAUCGUAGAAUUUUUUAACAUUAAAAUUUGCCACUUUCCAUUUGAGUUUCUAUAAUAAACUGAAUGACUUGGCCACAAGAACAUGCUGCGUUGUCUCUAGCAGAGGAUGGUGUAUUUCUUCCUCAACAGGACCAAGGGGAAUAACAAUUUCCUCUCCUUGUACGUUCAACUUGAUCUGAAACAGAUCAAAGGAUGUAUUAAUAAACAGUAUUGAGAAGGAAUUUUACAAGUUAAAA